AUGAGCCACAAAACUCCCGAUGAGGCCAGAUCAAUCGUCGCGCAAAAUCUCGAGAUCUUCACUGCACCUUCUGUUAAACACAGCGACGCCGCUCGGCUGUUCGAACUUUUACUAAAUCUCGCCAACAUCCACCUGUGCGGCCUUCACAAAAAGUGCAACUCCGAUGCUAUAGCACAGUGGCUGAAAGACUUCGCUGAGCAGAAAGCUUCUAUCACUGCGAAGGUGAAGGAGUGUUACAAUCUCAGAACUGACCACGCGCAUACUGGGGAAAGUGGAGAUGACAACGGAAGGGGGUCAGAUGAUAGGGCAUCCGGAGCAGAAGCGGCUGCAUCAAAGCCGUCCAGCCAAUUAUCAUCGCCCACUGGACUUCUGCGUCGUACACUCACCAUACCCAAAUCCCAAGUGGCCCAAGAUGUUACAAAUCUCUUAGAAAAACCCGUUGAGAAGACUUCUAGCCCGCCCGGCUGGAUAUAUGCUGUAUGUCCCGUUGACCUACCAGGGAAAAUAAAGGUUGGCUUUACCGGCAAACAUCCUGAACUGGAACGUUUUGUGUAUCACAGACGGUGUUAUCGCGAAAUUGAAGUCCUGACAAUGGAGUUGGUGCCUUAUGCGAAUCGCGUCGAGCAGUUACUGUUGACGGAGUUCUCUAACAAGCACCACAUGUUGGAAAAUGCUUGUCAGGAAUGCGAUACUUGUCACAUGGAGCUGCUUGAUAUCGACAAGGAAACUCUACUGGGUUGUUUGGAGAAAUGGAUUAGCUUUGUCAAGACUUGUCCCUACAACAGUCAAGGCAGACUCACGAAAGAGGCCAAAGAAAGGCUACCCCUUCCUGCUUCAAAAAAGCUACCUUGGGUGCAAGCCAACUCGACGAAAAAUGAUCACAAGUCCAACUCCAAAAAAGAAAAGAGGGAGUAA
This is a messenger RNA of Penicillium brevicompactum, 915 nucleotides long. Its product is annotated as GIY-YIG nuclease family protein. The record is from RefSeq and is a predicted model, not a curated record. The coding region runs from base 1 to 915 and encodes 304 amino acids. The transcript has a single exon. NCBI's taxonomy places the organism in Eukaryota, Fungi, Ascomycota, Eurotiomycetes, Eurotiales, Aspergillaceae.